GCAAGCUGCAGCAGCUGUAAGCUGUAGCAAAAGGCUUGAGAAAUUCGUUCCUCCUUGUUCACGCAAUUCUCUCUCUUUCUCUCUCUCUACACGGCGCGUUCCUCUUGCUUUCGAUAUCGCUGAAAGGGCGCCGCAGCCACUUCCAUCCCUGUAAAAUCUCCAUCGUCCCUUCUUCUUCUUCUUCUUCUUCCUUCUUCGAUACCCUUUUUGUCGUCCCAUCGAUUCUCGCCCCCCGUUCUCGUCCGCCAUGGACUCCGCCGUCUCGUCCCCAUCCUCCCGGUCCUCUUCGUUCGGUGAACCGAUCCGCACGUCUCUCUUCUGCUUUCCAUCUCCGCAUCCGCAUUUCCCGCCGUCAAGUUAUCGUCAAGAAAGCGAAAACGGCGGUAAUCGGUCCGCUUUGAUUGCGCGAGAUUUCAGUUGCCUCCCAGUGUUCCGGCGUCCUCUCUUGCGCGCGCGCGCGUGUCUGAGAAUCGGAACGACUCGCCACCCACCCGUAUUCGACGGAACGAUUUAGUUGGGAUCUUGCUUUCGUAUAGGUUGGGAGAGAUAUGUCUCUGAGGAUAAAGGCGGUGGUGGACAAGUUCGUGAAUGAGCUGAAGGAAGCCCUGGAUGCUGACAUUCAAGACCGCAUCAUGAAGGAGAGGGAGAUGCAGAGUUACAUCGAGGAACGCGAGCGUGAGGUUGCCGAGCGUGAAGCUGCUUGGAAGGCCGAGCUUUCUCGUCGCGAGGCAGAAAUCGCCCGACAAGAAGCAAGACUGAAAAUGGAGAAAGAAAACCUCGAGAAAGAGAAGAGUGUUCUGAUGGGUACCGCAUCUCAAGACAAUCAAGAUGGAGCUCUUGAAAUCACUGUGAGUGGCGAGAAGUAUAGAUGCCUCAGGUUUUCCAAGGCUAAGAAAUGAGGCCUUCAAAUGAGAAUCCCUACGCAUCAGGAACAAAGAUGUUCUGCCAUUUGAAGCCAUAGCGAUAAAUUGCUCACAUGGGAACUUGUCUCUAGAUUGGCAUUGUUCAUGUACAGUGGUUUCUCAUCCACAGAAUUGGUAAUGUUUCUUGAAGCAUGGUUGCUGAAUGUUAUUUCUCAGGAGUCAAGGGAAGGUGGCGCGAAGGCCUGAACAAUGCAAUGCGCCAUUCCUGUCAUCUUCUUAUGAAGCCGAAUCUUCCAUUGCCGAAUCUUCAACUCCCGAAAAAAAAGUAUGCAGCUUUUUAAGUAAAUGGCCUAUCGUGACUUCAUAAGGAGGCAAGGGCGACGGUCUCUUCCAAUAAUUUCAGUUCGUUAGAAGAAUGAAAUAUUUACUGAUGCACCCCAACUACAUUCAUAUGUAUAGAAUACAUAUAUAAUUUUUCA
Messenger RNA from Eucalyptus grandis, 1342 nucleotides. RefSeq lists its product as uncharacterized. The coding region runs from base 549 to 899 and encodes 116 amino acids. Lineage: Eukaryota; Viridiplantae; Streptophyta; Magnoliopsida; Myrtales; Myrtaceae. The transcript is spliced from 3 exons. The record is from RefSeq and is a predicted model, not a curated record.